AUGGCAAGGGUCUUAACAAUUGUCAUGCUGGUCUUUGUGUCCAUGGCCGGAUGGAUGUUCGGUGCAGACACAGGAUCGAUUGGUGGUAUCACAAAUAUGCGCGACUUUCAAUCUCGAUAUGCAGACAAAUAUGACAAGGAUACAAAUACCUACUCUUAUUCUUCCGCACGUCAAGGUCUCUUAACCGGUAUGGUCAACAUUGGAUCCAUGACAGGCUGCAUUCUAUCCUCACCAUUUGCUGACCGUCUCGGUAAGCGUAACUCUAUUCUCUUUUUCACCUGUGUUUACCUCAUCGGUAUUAUUGUACAACUCACAACGCUCCCUUCUUGGGUACAGUUCAUGGUCGCAAAGAUGUGGACUGGUCUUGGUAUCGGAGCUCUCUCUGUACUAGCUCCCGGGUAUCAAUCUGAGGUUGCACCAGCUGCGAUGCGUGGUGCCAUUGUCACUACCUACCAACUUUUCAUUACCGCCGGUAUUUUCAUCGCCGCUUGCAUUAACAUGGGUACCUAUAGACUCGCAAAAAGUGCUUCUUGGCGUGUUCCUAUUGGAGUUAACUUGCUCUGGGGUCUCAUUACUCUAGUCGGGAUUCUUUUCCUCCCCGAAUCCCCUCGUUAUUUAAUUUCUGUUGGCAGAGACGAAGAAGCUUUGCAGAUUAUGUGUAAGAACAAUGACCUCCAUCUUGAACACGAAGUGAUUCAAACUGAAUACCAAAUGAUUAAAUCGGAUUGUGAUGCUGAGUUGGCUGGCGGUCCUGCUAAAUGGCCAGAAAUCUUCAGCAAAAAUAUCCGCUACCGUACUUUCCUUGGUAUUGGCGUCAUGUCUCUCCAACAACUUACUGGUAACAACUACUACUUCUACUAUGGUACUCAAGUAUUCCGCGGCACUGGUAUGACCUCUCCUUACCUAUCGGCACUAAUCCUUGACGCUGUAAACUUCUGCUGCACCUUUGGAGCUCUUUACGUUAUGGAGCACUUUGGUCGCCGUAUGCCUUUGAUUAUUGGUGCACUUUGGCAAUCACUUUGUUUCUUUAUUUACGCCGCAGUUGGAGAUCGUUGCUUGUAUCAAUCUGAUGGAUCUACUAACCACCGAGCUGGUACUGUGAUGAUUGUUUUCUCCUGUUUCUUUAUUUUCGCUUUCUCUCAGUCUUGGGCUCCCGGCGCGUAUGUUAUUGUUGGUGAAUCGUACCCUAUUCGUUUCCGUUCCAAGUGCGCUGCAGUAGCAACUACCGGUAAUUGGUUUUGGGGAUUCUUGAUUUCCUUCUUCACUCCCUUUAUCACUAAUACAAUUGGUUUCAAAUAUGGCUACGUCUUUGCUGCUUGCAACCUGUGUGCUGCUAUUGUCAUCUUCGCCUUUGCUCACGAAACCAAAGGUCUUACGCUGGAAGAGAUCAACCUCGUUUAUAUUUCUGGUCGCAAGCCAUGGUCGCCCCGUCCCAAGAACAUUGCAAGUUACUCUGACCAGCGUAAGGAAGCUUUGGCAGGAGACAAGCAUGAUGAUGUUGACCAUCUGGAAACCUUUACUUCUGACAGUAUGGAAAAUGCUUCGUCUUCUCAUUCGAAGCCCAAGUCGAAGUUUAUCGACCAUAUCGAGCAGGUAUAA
Messenger RNA from Schizosaccharomyces osmophilus, 1599 nucleotides. It is a transcript of the gene ght5, whose product is annotated as plasma membrane high-affinity glucose/fructose:proton symporter Ght5. Gene Ontology annotation, cellular component: plasma membrane. NCBI's taxonomy places the organism in Eukaryota, Fungi, Ascomycota, Schizosaccharomycetes, Schizosaccharomycetales, Schizosaccharomycetaceae. The record is from RefSeq and is a predicted model, not a curated record. Gene Ontology annotation, molecular function: carbohydrate:proton symporter activity. The transcript has a single exon. Bases 1 to 1599 code for a protein of 532 amino acids. Gene Ontology annotation, biological process: transmembrane transport; carbohydrate transport.